Messenger RNA from Dreissena polymorpha, 1173 nucleotides. RefSeq lists its product as uncharacterized. Bases 1 to 1173 code for a protein of 390 amino acids. Gene Ontology annotation, biological process: adenylate cyclase-activating G protein-coupled receptor signaling pathway. Gene Ontology annotation, cellular component: plasma membrane. Gene Ontology annotation, molecular function: G protein-coupled receptor activity. The transcript has 3 exons. The record is from RefSeq and is a predicted model, not a curated record. NCBI's taxonomy places the organism in Eukaryota, Metazoa, Mollusca, Bivalvia, Myida, Dreissenidae.
AUGACGAGUACCACGGAAAAUGCAGGCCAAAGCCAGCGAUAUUGCGAUACAAUCAAGUCAAACGUCUAUUCUCUAAGGGCCACAACGUCUGCAAACGUUUCUGAAAAACUGUUCACGUCAUCCAGCCAGUUUUUUUCACGGAGCGACGGCAACGUUUCUUCGACAGCCGACCCAUAUAUUUCACGUUCCCCCAUAACUGACAACGUUUCUACCACUCGUGAUCCAUUCGAUCCUCUCAGCGGCGACAAUGACACUGCAUCUACGACCGCUGACCCGUUUGUUCCCCGCAGCGGCUAUGACUUUCCGGUGUUUGGCAUGCAGGACGGAACAUUUGUCUACCUUCAUAGCCUGGCUAUCGGCUCCCUGUCCACCAGCCUCAUCUGCGCCAUCAUCACAAUCGUUCUCUCUUUCCGGAACAACAACUACCUCACUUUCUUCAGCAAGUGGUCUCGUAGCGAGCGAUACGUCGUCUACAUGGCGAUCUGCGACGGCAUUUUCAAUAUCUCGCACACUAUUGAGCACGUGCAUGGCCUCGUGGUGUUCGGACACGCGCGCCCUAAGGAGCUGUGCGCCUUCUACGGCUUCAUGGUCACGGUAUUUAUCGGGGCCCAGAACCUGCUCGUGAACGUCAUCGCCAUUAGCGUGUUUUUCAUCAUCUAUUUCGACAAGAACAUCAACUUCGGAAAGAAAGACUGGAAGCUGCUUCUCUAUUGCUUUGGAGUACCUUUUGUUGGAGCUGUAGCAGCAGCGGCCGGCGAUCAGUUUGGACCAAUAGAAUUAUUUUGCGCAUUCGACCAGGUGAAAGGUAGAAUGAGCAAUUUUCUCUUCAAUACAAUCCCGAUUAUCGUAAUCACAGGCGUCAACUGCAUCGUCUAUCUGUUGACAUGGAAACGUAUCCGGGAUCAUACACGCGAGGUUAAGCAAGCACUGGGCAUUGAAAACUCUCGCAUGAGGACGUCCACCAGAGCAGUCAGAAACAUGUCCAUGUUCGUGGCCGCUUUCUUCGCGCAGUGGUCAGGUGUGGCGGUGCACGCUGUAUGGGGGCUGGUCACUCUGCACAUUCACAAGGUCCUCUAUUUCCUGAUCGUCUUCUUUGCCAACAUCGGCGGCCUCUUGAACCUCAUUGUGUUUCUCAUCAUCCGCAAGUCGCAUCCAGCCAAGAAGAGCCCGUAA